Molecule: messenger RNA, 1153 nt
Organism: Polypterus senegalus (gray bichir)
Lineage: Eukaryota; Metazoa; Chordata; Cladistia; Polypteriformes; Polypteridae
Exons: 6
Coding region: 336-890 (184 amino acids)
Molecular function (GO): ubiquitin binding
Source: RefSeq, a predicted model, not a curated record
ACCCGUUAUCGGUGACGUACGGAAACAUGCUGGGGCUCCUUUACCAAUGAUCAUGUGAUAUGCGUAUUUACAUUUACACAAGUGAUUUUUUGACCCGGCACUUUGUGAGCAUCGAGUGUUUCAACCCUAAAGGUGCUGAGUGCUCUCACCGCUCGGUUGGAGCAGCUGACGGGGAAGGCGGUCGCGUUGGGAGAGACGCCGUGGGAGACGGAAGAUCGGCGUGGCGCUGGAACCGGAAGCCGGCAGAGCACCGCAGGGGUGAUGUUUUUAAAGUAUGAAAACAUGAAAUUCACAUGAAUUAGGACUUCUGAGGUGCUAGGAAGAGCAGUCUAUGAAUGGAGAGAAUGUCUACGGAAAAGGAAGCUAAACUUAAACUGAAGAAAAGAAAAAACUCAGGGAGCACUGGUAUAAAUCAAGUUUCAGAGAAUGUUCUGAAGGCUCAGAGUGAGAGUGACAGUCUUAAACGAAAAUCAGAAGGUGAUCCCAACGUCUGGUGGACCAAAGCAGAUUUAAAUGAGACUGAUCAUCUUUGGCUGUUGGCACUGAAAUCUGCAGUUCCUAAUGCAACUCAAACACUGAUGAGCUUUCCAUUAUGUCAAGACUUGCCUGCAUUUACUCCACAGGUUUAUAGGAGUAAUAAGUCAAGCAUGUUGCGGAGCUGUAGUGACAUAGAAGACAGGUGUGCUGAAUUUCCACCCAUGUGCUCAUCAGUAACGAAGCUUUUGAACGAAGAGUCAUAUGAAAAGGCAAAUAGUUCAUUAAAAGGCAAUUUGGAGUUAGCUUCCUGUCCUCUUUGCUUACUUCAGUUCCCUGCUAGAUACAGCCAGAUGGAAAUAGAUGGUCAUCUUGCAAAAUGUCUGUCUGAAAUGAAUGAUGACAUUCUUUGGUAAAUAUGCACGGCUAUGCUUAGCCUACCAGUUUAAAAUAUUUUAUUUAGUUAUUCUACAUUAUAUGCACUAUGUCCUCAGUUUUUUAGAUCUCUGUGGUAAUGUGUUUUAUACUUUAACCUAAUGCAAUGUUUAUGUAAAAUAUGUUACAACAUGCAAUGUAAAUAAAGUCAUAAAAGAAAUAGUGUGGGAAUAAAAAAAUGUCCACCAUCACAAAGUGUAUCAAUACAAAUAAAAAUUGUCAUAUUGUUGAUGUUUAUGAUGCA